CUGGCCAUCUUCCUCUACGUCAAGUUCGUCGAGGCCAACUCGGACUGGGACUACCACGGUGACCCAUUCAACCGCAUUCUCAGGGUGAAUCGCCUCUUCUUCGACGAGGACUCCUUCACCUGCCAGCACCUGAUGGUCCUCGCCUACGUCGGUCUCAGCAGCCUCAUCGCAUCGUUCACCACCCUCAGCAUCAAGAGCCUCGGUGAGAUCAUCUCCCGUGGCAUAGGCGGUGACACCGCCAGUCUCCUUCACAGGAGCACCCUCCUCUUUGCAUCCUCAGUCGUCAUUUGCACCCUUCUACAGAUUUACUGGCUGAAUCGUGCUCUGGUUCGAUACGAUGCUCUUUUGGUGGUGCCAAUAUUCCACAUUUCAUGGACACUCCUAUCAAUCACAACUGCUGGAAUCUACUUCCAGGAUUUCGAUCACUUCUCGUCCCACCAGUUCAGGAUGUUUCUGUACGCAUUGGCAGUGAUAUUCUGUGGAUCACUCUUUCUGGGUGCACGAGUAGUAAACAAGAGAGACGUGAGGAGUAGGAGAAUAGAAAUACCAGAAGAAGAGAUAGUUACUAAUGUUGGGUAG
Molecule: messenger RNA, 579 nt
Organism: Enterospora canceri
Lineage: Eukaryota; Fungi; Microsporidia; Enterocytozoonidae
Source: the annotation of a GenBank genome assembly